GGCCCGUCCGAGGAUUUGGUUCUAAAUAAAGUAAAUGUAUCCUAAAAAAUGGCCUCUUGGUAAAAUUUACCCUUUUGUCAUACUUUUUUUUCUUUUGUAUAUAAACCAUUCGAUUUCUUUCUAUAUUCUACCAUGUCAAACAUGAAUCCUCAUCAAACUGCUGCUCAAGGCUUUCAAGCUCAAGCUGAUAGCUAUGCCAAAGCAAGACCUAGUUAUCCUCAAGAAGCACUUGCGUUUAUUUCGACUCUGUUGCCUAACUCAACAAAACCACUCAAGGUAUUGGAUCUAGGCGCCGGUACGGGUAUUAUGACAAAACUAUUGGUCGAUACUUGUGGAUUUGAUGUUACUGCUGUGGAACCUGUAGACAAUAUGCGCCUUAAACUGGAAUCCUUAGUACCUCAAGCUACUUCCUUAAAGGGUACUUCUUGGUCUAUUCCUGUUGAGUCUGAAUCUCAAGACAUGAUUGUAUUGGCUCAAUGUUUUCAUUGGUUUGAUGAUCUCAAGAGCUUAAAUGAAAUUCAUCGUGUCUUGAAGCCAGGAGGUGCUUUUGUAUUGAUCUGGAACAUGGAAAGUCAAGAGCGUUCAGACUGGGUAGCCAGCAUUCGAAAAUUAUAUGAAAAGUAUGAUGCUGGUGCUCCUCAAUACAGAAAAGGAGCAUGGAGAAAUGUGUUUGAGACAGAAGAAGCCAAGUCAUUAUAUACUUUACCAUUACAACAUAAGCAAUUCAAAAAUGAUUUCCUCGUCAAGCGCGAACAGAUCUGGUCUCGUAUUUUAAGCAAGAGUUACAUUGCUGUCUUGGAUCAACAAGAAGCAGAUGCUCUGCAUAAACAAAUAGAGACUACUUUAGACAAAUUUGAUUUACCUCCCAGAGGAUCUGACCAAGAUAUUAUGUAUCGUCAUGAUACUGAUUUGUUCUGGUGCUAUAAGAAACCUCUUGAAAACAUCCAAACAUUGUAAAUUAAUAACAAGAAUUCUUUUUUGCAUCAAAAUAAUGGUUUUUGUUUAAUAAGCUUCAGUUUAUCUGUACUAUUUCAAUACAUAAGUGAAGCAUUUACUCGCUUUUUAUUUUGUAUAUGUUGGUUC
Gilbertella persicaria is the source of this 1083-nucleotide messenger RNA. Its product is annotated as S-adenosyl-L-methionine-dependent methyltransferase. The transcript is spliced from 3 exons. NCBI's taxonomy places the organism in Eukaryota, Fungi, Mucoromycota, Mucoromycetes, Mucorales, Choanephoraceae. The record is from RefSeq and is a predicted model, not a curated record. Gene Ontology annotation, molecular function: S-adenosylmethionine-dependent methyltransferase activity. The coding region runs from base 133 to 957 and encodes 274 amino acids.